CAUCCUCAGAGGAAGAGCAAGAGAAGGUGGAUGAAAAUGCUGAGAAAGGUGCGGCAUUGAUGUCGCAGCAGCAGCACGUCGUGCAAGGAGCCGCUGCCGAGGGUUUUGCUUCGGAAAACAACAAAACAGCAUCGCUAACUUCUGCAACACAAACCUUCGACACCGGCGGGCAGCGAGACACGACGCCAAGUUUUGCACGUGACGACAACGAGGAGGACCUGCCGCAAGACAAAUUUCAUCCCAUAACAGCAGAUCCCUCCUCGUCAUCGACAUCUUCUGCAUCAUCUCCUUGCGCCGCUUUCCUGGCCUCAUCGCUCUCCACCAUUAUCAUGACCAUCAUCGCUGUUUGUCUUUUCGCCAGCGCUACUGGCUUGGCAGUCCAUAUGGGCAACGUGAGCGAGGGGAACAAGCAGAAAGCAGAGCUGGGAUCUUCAGGGGACGGUGAUGAGUAUCCGUUUGGCGGCUUUGGCGGCGGGCAUAAGCCGAACAUUUUAGUCCCAACGAGAAUCUUCAACGGGGAUGGAGGUGGUGGUGGCGGGGAUGGUGGUGGUGGUGGUGGCACUUCACAUGGAGGGAACCCGAGCGGCCCACCAACAGGUCUAGGAAAUGAUGGUCAGGGCGGGAAUGCCGGAACGACCGCUCCUUUGCAGCAACCGACCCCUCCUGCGAGUCCUUCAUCGGGCUUGUUGAGCCUUUUCCCCCCGGGGCCCAUUUCCGGAGCAGAGUUUCUAGCGCCGGCGAAACCAAAACCAAAACCUGCAGCACCGACUGGUGGUGCAGCAGCGCCAAAACCAGCACCGGUCGCUUCCGCUUCUGCAGCACCGACUGCAGGGCCUGUUUCCGCCAGCCCACCAACAGUGCUUCCCGCUGCGACGGUGCCGGCUCAACCGGCAGCUGCUGUUCAACCGAAUGCGGCAAUUCCAUCAACUGCAACUUCUGACCCGGAGUCGCAAGAAGGUCAGGCAGAAGCUGAUGCUGAUGCAGUAUCGGUUGCCCCGUCUGCGUCAUCAUCUCCUCCG
Molecule: messenger RNA, 1019 nt
Organism: Amoebophrya sp. A120
Lineage: Eukaryota; Dinophyceae; Syndiniales; Amoebophryaceae
Source: the annotation of a GenBank genome assembly